AUGUAUUCGACAAAGAAAUGCUUUCAUCUGCGUAUCCAUGUUUCCGUUCCUUCAAAUUUCUACGAUGCUAUCGUACUGUUUAGCAAACUACAUAUCCAUAUUCUAAAUCGUCAAUAUUGUAUACACCACGAGGUGAACGAAUACAAGUCACUUUUCGUGUUCUGUUGUUUACAUACGCAAGUUUAUAUAACUUUGAUUUGUUUUUCCAUGGGCUGCGCACAAGUCACUCCGACUAUUAGUCCAUACAACCAUAUUCCUAUCGAACGCUUGUAUCCACAUAGGACAUAUUCAAGUCAAGAAUCACCGGUGCCUAUGGUAACAAUAACUGUGCCGCCAGUACCAUCGUAUGUGAAGGGUGUAUUGAAAAAGCCGUAUCCUUAUGGAAGAGAGAGACCAGAACCAUUAUUAAUGAUGAGAACAAAACCUUUAAUAAUGAAUCGAUCCGUUAAUUUCGAUGAAAAAGUAUCGGUCAAACCACGAACACCAACGCCCGAUAAAGCUUGGUAUGAGAAAACAUCGCCCACAAUGCCAAUGCGGUUACACUCACGUGACGAUGGCGAGCAGGAAGAUGAAGAACAGCUUGAUAAUGAACAAUACCAUCUUCAUUCACAAAUACCAUCAAACAAUACUCCAUAUAGAACAAUGUCAAUUAACCCUGAAGCUUCGUCCAAUAUUAAUACAUAUACCACUAAUCACUCAAAAAACUCACCACUAAAUCGUAUAAAAGUACGAAGAAAACUACCUGAUCUAGGUCCACCUCAGAUAAUCUACACUCCAACCUAUCAACCACUCUCACAAUUAUCGGCACAUCCUCAAGUUACUACUCAAACUUCUGCUACUCCUGUUUAUUCUAUGUCAACUCAAAAUUCCAACACUUCACUUCUACCAACUCCAAUUAUGACUUCUUAUCAGCCACCACUUCAGUAUUCUACUGCUCCUACAAUGCAGACUUCAUCGACCUUAUCUUAUCCAACUACGAUGUUACCUUCUAGUAGGAUUCCACCGAUUCCAUCUAAUCCCAAAGCACUAAUUCAAACUGCGACUCCACUCCUCAAUCAACCACCCAUUCAAUCAUCUACUCCUGCUUCUCUUCAAGCAUCAACGACACUAUCGUAUCCAUCUAGUACAACAUAUGCUACUACUCCGCUUGUCGCAAGUUUUGCCAGUCAAUCUUCAGUGCAGUCAACUUCUCAACCAUCAGAAGCAAAAUAA
Molecule: messenger RNA, 1212 nt
Organism: Adineta ricciae
Lineage: Eukaryota; Metazoa; Rotifera; Eurotatoria; Adinetida; Adinetidae
Source: the annotation of a GenBank genome assembly